GAUUCUCCAUAAUAGGCUAUUUUUGCCGUUCCGGACUCUCCAAUUUUGUAUACUUCAAAACAAAGUCGCUCGUUACUAUUAGGUAUUUUUUAUACUAUCGAAUUUUGAUAUCGAAGUUAGACUUGAAUAUCCAGAACUCGUCAGAUCACCACAUCCAAAAAAAAAAAAGUUACGACCCUCCUUGUUUUGUAUCUAGCUCUUGAAAACAUUCCGUGUGAAGAUGCCCUCCAAAAAUUCUAGUUAUUACGACUACGACCCGUCAAAAGGGGCUGCGAUUGCUUUUGCCAUACUAUAUACAGCCAGUUUCAUAUACACAGUUGCCCAGUACAUAUGGCUCAAAAGCUGGUUCUGGUUGUUCAUGGUACUAGCAGCAGCUAUGGAAUCUGUCGGAUACAUAGCUCGAGUAGACUCAGUAUAUAACACCGAUAACAGAAACGCAUAUAUCAUCCAAUUUGUUCUCAUUUUCCUCGCGCCUGCGCUUAUGGCUGCGUCUUGCUACAUGGCAAUGGGCCGGGUAAUCCUCCACGUCACACCCCUUUCCUUCCGCAGCGUCAAGAACCUCUGGGUGCCACCCCGCUGGAUGACGCCCAUCUUCGUAACGUGCGACAUCAUCGCCUUUUUAAUCCAAGUAUUCGGCGCCACGUCCGCCACCUCCAAAGAUUCAAAGACUGUUCAACGCGGUUACAAUGUCAUGAAAGUCGGUCUGGUUAUCCAAUUAGUCUGUUUUGGAUUUUUCCUGCUCGUUUCUCUGAGAUUCUAUUUCGUUUCGAAGAAAUUUGAAAGUUCGUGGCCGGAUCGACAGUGGAAAAAAUUGCUGAUGGCGAUUAAUAUUGCUAGCGGGUUAAUCUUUGCUCGUUCGAUAUACCGAAUGGUAGAAUUCACAACCGGCUUCGAUGGAUAUCUCUCGGUCCACGAAUGGAAUUUCUAUGUGUUUGAGGCUGCGUUGAUGCUCCCGGUUUUGGUGCUGUUUAAUGUGUAUCAUCCUGCGAAAUUCUUGACAAAUGUCGGUUGGAAACAGCAGAAAGAAAAGUCGCAUCUUCCUUUGAGUGGAUCGAGCUUGCAAGAUCUGAGUUCGCGGUAUUGAGUAUUGAUUAAGGAUGAAUGUUAAUGGUUGAUUGGGUAUGAAUAGGUUGGGUAAAUACAUUGGCAUGGAUAGAGAGAUUCAAGAGGAGGAUGUUUGUUUCAGCAUGGUUUAUAGAUGUUGUACACUUAGGUUGGACAAGAUAUCGGAAUCACAUUGGAGAUUUCAGGUUUGGCGUUGAAUCUGGUUGAUGUUUCACGGCCUUCUAACAAUGCUUUCGGGGUUCGAUCAGAGUGUUCAAUAAUCCCUAUUAGUAGAUUAGUUGUGAGUAUUGUGGGUGUUUAAUAUCAAAAGCAAUUAACAAGUAUUAGACGUGGUGCCAAUCCUCUAAAUCAUUAUUCUCUUUGUACA
Botrytis cinerea B05.10 is the source of this 1432-nucleotide messenger RNA. RefSeq lists its product as hypothetical. NCBI's taxonomy places the organism in Eukaryota, Fungi, Ascomycota, Leotiomycetes, Helotiales, Sclerotiniaceae. Bases 221 to 1084 code for a protein of 287 amino acids. The record is from RefSeq and is a predicted model, not a curated record. The transcript has 6 exons. Gene Ontology annotation, cellular component: membrane.